UGGACUUCGGGGUUUUUAAACCGCCUUUAGAAGUUGGAGAAGAGACGAACCAGCAGCAAGGGAUUUUUUCAGCUCUGCGAAAUCGAUCAUCAAACAGGAACAAUGGUAUCCAAGUUAAUAAAUGCAAAUCCAGUCAUCUAUGAAAAGAAAGAGAGGCGGGUUCGUAGUAUUCCAAGUGUUGCAGACGAAUAUGCUGUGGAACCAAUUGACCAAGAAGAGAUUUUUGAUCAUAUUAGAGAUAUUAAAGACCCGGAACACCCAUACUCUUUGGAAGAGCUAAAAGUAAUUUCAGAAGAUGCAAUUGAGGUGGAUGAUGGCCGUGGUCAUGUUAGGGUCACAUUUACACCCACUGUUGAACAUUGCAGUAUGGCAACAGUUAUUGGUCUUUGCUUACGUGUUAAACUAUUAAGGAGCCUGCCUUCUCGAUUCAAGGUCGACAUUAGGGUGGCACCUGGAUCUCAUGCGACUGAAGCAGCAGUUAAUAAGCAACUGAAUGAUAAAGAGCGGGUAGCAGCAGCACUGGAAAACCCAAAUGUUGUGGAAAUGGUCGAUGAAUGCCUUACUCCUUCAUAUGAGUGAAUGAGUUGAUCAUAAGGUGUAAGCGUCGCAGCUUGAGAACAGCAUUUUACAUCAGUUCUGCCACAUUUUCAAACAGCUGCCUGGUCAUAGUUCUCUAUUUGGUUAGCAACCGCCGUGAGUAAUUCAUGUGGACUCCUCUCUUAUCUAGCGUCAUUGUACAAUUUUGUGAUUCUUUCUGGCCACUUCUUGUAUUAUUAUAGAUUCUAAAUGGCGAGCUAAAUAGAUGUCGUAUGACUAUAAAGGAUAGACAAGAAACAUAGAAUGAGCUGAAUGCUAGCAUAAUAGUUGGGGCGCCCCAUGAAAUUUUUGCAUUGCGGUACACGAGGCUCAGUGAGGGUGACUGGUGUUGAUGAUAUUAGAUGUUUUUUAUUUGUUUCCUUGUCUAGUAUUGCAAAGAUAUAUAUCUGUUGAACAUUGCCGUCCA
Messenger RNA from Argentina anserina (silverweed cinquefoil), 1003 nucleotides. RefSeq names its product protein AE7. Gene Ontology annotation, biological process: iron-sulfur cluster assembly. The record is from RefSeq and is a predicted model, not a curated record. The coding region runs from base 103 to 579 and encodes 158 amino acids. The transcript has 6 exons. Lineage: Eukaryota; Viridiplantae; Streptophyta; Magnoliopsida; Rosales; Rosaceae.